AUCCGUGGAGCCCAGCUGGGAUGGGGACAGUCAGGGGAGUGGCAGCACUACACCACGGUAGCUUCACUUAGCCUCGGUUAGCCUCAGUUAGCCUUGACGUCAAACCUAAGCGAGCUAACGCCCGGUAGCUGCCAUGGACUUGAAUACCGUCCUGCCGCAGCUUGAAACUGACGGAGUGGAUGAAAUUGAGAAGCUCCUGGAGCUAUAUAACCGAGAGAACAUUCACACCUUCACCUUUGACCAGAAUGAAGAAACCCUGAGACGAAAGCUGUGUCAGAGCGUCUUGACGGUGCUCGGGAGGCAGGUUCAGCCCAGCUGUCAGAAGACAUGUCUGGAGACCCUGCGCAUCCUCUCCAGAGACAAGCGCGUCCUUGCGCCUGUAGCCACCAGGGAGGGCAUGCUGAUCUUGGGAGGGAUGGCGAAGCUGAACGCCGGAGAGGAAGGAGGAGAUCACCAGGAGCACACGCAGUCAGAGGAGGAGGAGAGGGUGGUGGUGGAGGCCUUGAAGUGCCUGUGCAACGUGGUGUACAACAGCCCCGCGGCUCAGCAGGUCAGUGUGGAUGUGCAGCUGGUUCAGGGCCUGUGCGCCAACCUGCGCACCGCCCGCACCUGGCACCACGAGGUGGGCCUGUUCACGCUGCGCCUUCUCUUCCUGCUGUCCGCCCUCCGGCCUGAUGUCAGAGGGGUUUUGAGGAGGGAGAAGAACGCAGUGAAACUACUGACGGAGGUGCUGGAGCACACCCUGGACGUGAGCUGGGUCGGUCCCUACGAAACCGCCCGUCCGGAUCCUCAGGGCCUGCCCCUGCCCGCGGAGGAGAAUGAACGAGCAAUGGAAGCACUGAAAGCCUUGUUCAACCUCACGCUGUCUCCAGCGGGCGGUGAAGACGACGACCACCAGUACAGAGUCAUUGCAGCCAUCCUGCGUCACCUGUUGAUGCUGAAGACUGAGACGGAGGAGAAAACGGAGGAAGCACACAGCCAUGCUGUCAACUUGCUUAACAACCUGCCUGUGUCCUGCCUGGACGUGUUAAUUGACCUGCCCGUCCAGGGAGGACAGGAAAAAUAUGGCGGAAAGAACAUGGACGUGGUCCAGGUGUUACUAGACUUCAUGGAGAAGAGAAUUGACAAGCAGGGCUCCAACUACAAAGAGGGUCUGACUCCGGUGCUCAGCCUUUUGACUGGAGGGUCCAGACAACACAGGGAGAUCCGCAGAUACAUCAAAGCUCAGGUGCUUCCUCCUCUGAAAGAUGUGAAAAUCAGGCCAGAGGUUGGUACCACCAUCAGAAACAAGCUGGUUCGUCUGAUGACACACGUGGACAUGGGAGUGAAGCAGACGGCUGCAGAGUUUCUCUUUGUUCUCUGCAAAGAAAGCGUGGACAAUCUGUUGAAGUACACAGGAUAUGGAAACGCGGCAGGACUCCUGGUGGCUCGAGGACUUCUUGCCGGAGGCAGAGGAGAGACUGAGUACUCAGAAGACGAAGACUCGGACACAGAGGAAUACAAAAAUGCCAAACCUUUCAUCAACCCCAUCACCGGUCACGUGGAGGAGCCGAUGCCGAACCCCAUUGAAGAGAUGACGGAGGAGCAGAAGGAGUAUGAAGCCGAGAAACUGGUCAAUAUGUUCGACAAGUUGUCAAGGCAGAACGUGAUCCGGCCCAUGGGCGUCAGGCCCGACGGGACGCUAGCGCCUCUCGAGGAAACACUCCGCGACCCACGUGAGGACGACUCGGCCUCAGACUCGGACUAGGGCGCCCCGGCGGCUAGGCCACGUUUUCCAGACUGAGCCCACGUCGAGAGCUGUGUCCUAUUUCAAGGCCUGGAUCCUUUGGUGGGUCCUUGAAGGUGGGUUGUGGAGCUGGGCUGAACCUGCGCCUCCAUCCUGAUAGAGAUUAGUCUGCUGCAGAGUGUAGAGCUGUCUCCAAAAAAAACUUCAGGCGCUGGAUCAGAAACUGAACACACAAGUCAAACAACAUAGUGAAAUGCUGCAUUCACUGCUCCCUAUAAAUUAUGACUUUUUUUUUUUUUUUUUAAUUUUUCUUUUUUAUUUAAACCAAUGUUGGACUUAAGAGUAUAACCAGGAAGUUAACAUAUGACUUCUAUUAAUGUUUAUGUCAUAAAUAUAUCCAUUACACCUUUCAGGGUAAACGAUCACGCUCUUUGGUGUCGUUCAAGCGAUUCCGACGAAUGAAUCAGCGUAAAGUCUGACAAAUGUGACGUGAUAAAUUCGCAAACUGUCGCGUGAGUCGACGGGGACUUAAAAGUGCCAUUAAAAAUUCAUCCGGUGUGCAGUGGAUUGCGGGAUGUGGGGUGCUGCUACUGCGGUUUAAGAAAAGAAAUCUUACUUUCUUUGCCUCGUUCAGACUGUUCUCUGAAAUUGUUGCACUAUUUACGGUCAAAAUCAAAGCUCUGACGAUCCAGUCCUGAAGUGGGACACAGCUGAACAUUUCACAGGCCUGGUCGCGGCUGCAAAGCCGCUCUCCCACAGCGGAUGUGGACUGACGCGUAGCGGGAAGACUCUGCAGAGGCAUUGCAAUGCGCUGGAGGCCUUCAUGAUUACUCUUGCACCCUUUAUUUCGCCGUCGGUUAUAAGUUGAGAAAAUAGGAUAAUAUAAUGUUUUGCUGGAUCACGUGUUCCUCACCCGGGAACACGCGUCGUCCUGGUUUGUUUAAAGUAUAUCCGAGUCUGAAUAAUCAUUCCUUCACUUGUGAUUUUUUUUCCUUCACAUCGUUCACGGUUUCUCUCUCUGUGUUUCCAGAUCAAGUGCACAUUACACACACAAAUUUAAAACAUGAAAAUCAUAGUGAAUAAUAGAGCUUCUCCUCGGUUAAAAAAAAAAAAUCACGGGGCCUGUCCGGACUAGAACACAGGAGGAGUGAUGUUUAAUUAGAAAGUCGGACUGAGUCUGAGCACUGUGUAGGUUUGGUUGUGUAAUUAUCAUGAACACUGCACACCAGUUGGUCGCCAAGGAAAUUUUCUGACUUCAGGGCUUCUUGGCUUUACUCACUUUAUGGUGUUUUUCAUUAAAAAGAAAAAAAAAAAGUAAGACUCUAAAUGGAGAGACGCAGCGUUUUCCUGUGGUGGAUGAAUUUCUGUUCUGGACUCUUAAAAUGUGUAAAGCCUUCGAUGAUGGUUUUGUAAUCUACUUUACUUUUGCCAAAUCUGCAUGAUGUUGAAUCAAGAAAUGUGAUUUUUCUUUUUCUAGAUUGAAAAUGUUGCUGAUUUUAUAUAAAUCCACACGUAUGUGGCGUAUGUAUAAACUCUCUUUGUGUUUGGUGCAGUUUAAUUUAAUGUAAAGGGCAGUUCAGAGACUUUUUAACAGACUCAAAUCCUGCUUUGGAUGUAAUUUAAAACGCUGAUUAUAAUGCUGUAACCAGAAAACGUGUCAUUCUUAUGAGAGCUGGUGAGAGAUAACUCGUUUAAUACUUAAAAAUGAAGAGCACAUUUAUACUCCUAAAAGACCUGAGUGGAUAUUUUGAAUUGCUUGCCUGAAUUUGGUGUCAAAGAUGUUUUUUUUUUUUUGUUGUUUGUUUGUCUUUAGAGUUAUAAAAAGGUCAGAUAUACAAAGAAAAAGCACAAAAUUCUUCACACCUCAAACAAUUCGUUGGCAGUUCCAUGCGUUUCUCAUCGGUUUAUGUUUUGUCAUCAGCCAAUUCGCGUACGCGCCUUUUGUGCUGCUCUGUAAAUGCAUUCAUGACCCUUCACAAUCACAGUGAGAUACAGUCAGAUGUUGAUCACUUACGUUAAAUCAUUCUGUCGGUUGUUUUUUCUCCCACCUUCUUAUACUGUAAAUGGCACCAUACUUUAUACCAAUAAACAGUUAAGAAUAA
Molecule: messenger RNA, 3828 nt
Organism: Mugil cephalus (flathead mullet)
Lineage: Eukaryota; Metazoa; Chordata; Actinopteri; Mugiliformes; Mugilidae
Gene: ric8b
Product: RIC8 guanine nucleotide exchange factor B
Exons: 10
Coding region: 134-1747 (537 amino acids)
Biological process (GO): G protein-coupled receptor signaling pathway
Cellular component (GO): cytoplasm; plasma membrane
Molecular function (GO): G-protein alpha-subunit binding; guanyl-nucleotide exchange factor activity
Source: RefSeq, a predicted model, not a curated record